ACGUGGCGCGUACCAGUUUCACGUGAUCGCAAGCCUCUACGUUUCCGUCGUGGAAAAUUGUUCGUCUUAUUUUUUACAUCUUGGAAAAGCCUUAAACUCCUGAAAAUCACGUCUGAGAUUUCACUUUCAAGAGGUCUAACGUGUUUGCGGUUUAUCACGUCUUUGAAAGUAUCUCGAGUCGAUUUCUCGUCCUCGUGCACGAGGACGUUUCCGAGAUUUCAACUUGGAUUGUUUAUUUUCCCCUUUCUCACCUCUCUCAGUUAACCCUUUCAUUUCGAGUUACUUUACGUUCAAGCUUAUCACGAACUUCCAACAUUACCAAGGACUGUAACGUGUCAGUAAGGACUCGAGACACAGACGCGACCAGACGUACCAACCUAAUUACUCAACUACCUUUCUAUCAACCAACCCCUACCAACCAUCUAUUUACCUAUCUUCCACCUACGUACAGGAACAGCGAAUAGGCGAACCUGUCGUGCGUAAACCAAAGUCUUUCUCAAGUUUGAAGAAAGUACCGGUGGUCUCACGUUUCGAAUAAUCAGUGAAGACAAACGUACGAGCAGUUAAGUUACCUUCGAGGAGAACUUCAGACAUAUUAAAUUUAAAGAGAUCAAGCAAGAAACAACCGGCAAGAUUACCGGACGCGGCGGCUGCGCUAAGUAUUGCGGCACUGCUCCAUCACCCGGCAACAUUUCAUUCUCCAGCUUCCGGCAAUCUUUCACCUCCAAUGUCAACUACUUGAAACGGAGGUUCUCGUCGGGCGACUUAAGUUCCGAACUUGAUGAUGAGCCGAUCUCUGAAUCUGGGAUGGCCACCCUGGGCCGUCAGGACUCGUCCCAACCGUAUCAAGGUGUCCCAGAUAGACCACUUCAGUCCCAGCCUGCACCUACACCACCACCUAAUCAACCACCUGUGCCAGGGGCACCUCCUCCCAGUAGUCAACAACCCGGUGGAGGUGACCUGAGCCUGAACCUGAGACCCAGUUCAAGGACAACCAGUGCUCCAUCAUCGCCAGCUAAAACACGGGAAAGCUUGCUCCAAAGGGUGCAGAGUCUGACUGGUGCCGCUCGUGAUCAGGGUGCAUCUAUCCUGGGAGCAGCGGUGUCGGGUGCAACUCGUGGACCUUCUUUCAACAAGGAUCGUUGCUUCACCCUGCUGGUGAUUGACGAUCAGAACACCGAUUGGAGCAAAUACUUCCGGGGUCGUCGAUUGCACAACGAUUAUGAAAUUCGUGUGGAGCAAGCUGAAUUUCGGGAAUUGUCACUCACAGCCAGCGAAGCAGGCGCCAUUGUUUCCAUGGCCGUUUUUCGUAACGGGACCAAGGUCAUCCGAUCGUUUAAACCGGAUUUUGUCCUUGUACGUCAAAAUUUACGUGAUGCUGGUGAAGACUACAAGAAUCUUCUUCUGGGUCUGAUGUAUGGCGGUGUUCCCAGUGUCAACAACCUGACGGCCAUUUACAACUUUCAGGACAAACCUUGGGUCUUCGCGCAUCUUUUGGGCUUGCAGCGUCGUCUUGGCAAAGAAAAUUUUCCACUGAUCGAUCAGACUUACUACCCGAAUCAUCGUGAAAUGGUGAGUGCAUCGCGUUAUCCAGUGGUAGUGAAAUUAGGACAUGCUCACAGCGGCGUUGGAAAAGCUCGUGCCGAAACCAAUCAUGAAUUUUUGGAUCUUGCUUCGUUAGCUGCCCUGGCAAACACUUAUUGCACUGCAGAGCCAUACGUGGACACAAAAUACGACGUCCACGUUCAGAAGAUUGGAAAUAAUUACAAGGCCUUUAUGCGUAAGAGUAUCAGUGGAAAUUGGAAAUCGAACACAGGAUCAGCUAUGCUGGAACAGCUUGCGGUUACAGAAAGACAUCGCUCUUGGGUCGACCAAGUGGCUUUAUUAUUCGGCGGAUUGGAUAUCUGCGCCAUUGAGCUACUAGUCGGCAAAGAUGGUCGAGAGUACAUCAUAGAAGUGAAUGAUAGUGCGUUAUCAUUAAUGGGCGAUUCUCAAGAGGAAGACCGUCGUCACAUUGCUGAUCUGGUUACCGCAAAGAUGCAGGCCUGCUGUCGACCACCCAGCGUCCUAACCAAGACAGCCUCAAGAGGAUCAAUGUCCGGCUCCAGUCAAGCUAGCAGCCCAGUAGAAGAUCGUCCACCAGCAGUACCAGCACCAUUGGGAUCCCAUGGUAGCAUGGGAUCCAUGACAAGCAUGGGUAGCUUAGGCUCCAUGGGCUCGACAACUGCCCUUGCGGGUGACGUCACUUCCUCCGAUAGUCAUCAUCAGUUGCAACGCCGCGACUCUCAAGCUUCACAAUCCAGUACCGUCAGCAGUGCCACGUCAGUUAGCAGACGUCAGGAAGAACCAUCUAUUCCAAGAGUUCCCUUCCAUCGUCAGGGUAGCCAAUCGCAGAGUCAAGGUGAAGAUACCGAAGACACUAUGAAGAAUCUUCGAAAGACUUUCGCCGGUAUUUUCGGUGACAUGUAAGAUGACAAUGAAGGAUGGUACCGUAUUGUCCGCAAGACUUUACGAUUGUUCGGACGAACGAACGUCUUGUUGACAAUAACUAUAUUGUUGUUCAAAGACGCGAGGCGGGUCGAGUUACUAUUGCGAAUUGGUUGGCGAUAAAGUAUGAAAUCUCGUAUCAUUAUUUCUCGAACCGUUUCGCGCAAUUGCCUUGAUGACGGAAGCAAUUAAGACACUUGUCAUUUGGUCCUACGAAAACGCUUUAGCUUUCAUGCAACACGCAAUCGUGUAUAUGUAUUUGCAGAUUAUCGGCAGAUGCGAUUUUAUCAGUGCUUUUAUGAGCGACAAUACGUUGGGUGUUUAUAGCGAUUCGGAUGUGAAAUCCAUGUCAAUAUACAGAAAUUGUUUUAUAACAGUGUCAAAUGUCAGAGCGAGUUAAUCGUGGAAACAUUUAUUAGCGACUGUGUCUUUGUGAUACGAUUAAAUGGCCAUUACGGAGUGAAAAUCAUGAGAAUAAAUAUAAUAGCAAUUGUUUGAUAUAUGUAAUCAUUUUGCUAUUAAAAUACGGAUAGUUGUCUCCAAAGACGAAUAUUGUUUGCAGAAAGAUAAUUUAUUAAUUUUUAAUAUAUGUUAUGUAUUAAUAGGUUAAACAAGUAAUUGAAUUAUUAUGAUUCAUACGAUUGCUAUAUUCAAUUUUAUUAGAAGAAACGAAGUUAAUACAAAGCUAAUGUACUUAAGGUUUUCUUAGAAAUGUAUUUUCCACUUAACCUUUGACCUUCUAUUUUGACUCUCGUGCAUUUAUCUUAAUAUUCAAAGUUAUCGUGGAGUAUCAUCAUGGAAUUAAUCACAGUUUGGAGCGGAUAUGAAGUGUCCAAUUACUCAAUGUCUCUUUCUCCAUUUUCUGGCACUAAAGUUUCUUUCAAGUUUAAUACAAUUAUUGGAACUCUAAUCAUAAUUAAUCACAUAGUUAAAUAUUGUUGAGAAUGCAAGAGGUUAAUUUUCCUUGGAUUUCCGUUACGUUGGAUCUAAUAAUAUUUCUUGUAAUUAAAAAGCACAAUAAUGCCUUUUACUUUGCUUAGCAUAUUUUUCUGAAAAAUGAAAUCUAUGAAUUAUGAACACAAAUUUCCUCACUGCUGGUUAUAUCAAUGGCAAUUUUCCAUAAUAACUUUUAUAUGACAGAAGUGUUUCAUAAACACUGAAUGAUCAAAUAAUGAAAACACCGAUAGCAAUCUUGAUUACACAUUCAACAUCUCCUAAAAAAUAAUCACUGAUAAACAAAAUUAAAACAGAAAGUAAUUUAGGGAACUAUUGAAAGAAAGUAAACGCAACUGAUAGAAUACUUUCCACAGUUGAGCAUCUUUAUUAUCAUUAUUACAAUUUAAUACCUAAUAGGCGACCUUAAAAAAAAAGUUGAUCUUUCUAAUGGAACUGAUAUAUCCGUUGCUGCCAGAUGAACGACGCCCGUAUUUUAAGCGCACAAGUAGUUUUUAAGAUAUUAUGGAGCGAAAGGUUGAAGAUGAACAUCUCAGAGUUGACAGGUCACACGAUGACUGAAUUAAAAUAUGAGAGUGAAAAUUUGUUAAUUGUUUAAGCUAUAAAUACGUAUAGAUACACAUCGGGCAAUCAAUAGUAAGAUCAAAAGAGUGAAGUUUCAGUCGUGGCAGCAUUCGCAGCAUAUAUUAGAUAAUCUAUAUUAUCGCUAAUCAUUACAAUUAUAUGACAGAAAAUUUCGCACAUACCUGAGUUGAAUAAUUACUUGCAAAUUUCACUGACAGCGGGUCAUCGAAAUUGCUGCACAGGAUGACCCGGCUGAUCUCGGUACGCGCAAAAACAUCAUUAUCUACUUUGAAAAAUACGAUUUGUUCACUCAUAUAAAUCAUGCACUUAUUCGGGACGAUACAAUUGCAUAAAAAGAACAUCCAAAUCAUUAAUUAAUGUUGUUAAAGAUAAAAGACAAAAUAGUGAUGAACUUCGUUCGGUGCAUACAUUCGACAACAAUAUUUGGACGUUUAUGAAAUGUGCGAGAGUUAUCACUAGAAGAUUGAAUAUACAAAACAAAUGUACGAAUGUACGUAUACAAAAACGAAAUAUCUUUUCAAGGUUAAAAAUGAGACCGAUGAGAAUGAUUAUAACGGGUGUGAUUACGUUUCCGAUAAUCUGCAAAUAUAUUCACGCAUUAAGUAGGACAACCAACGUAAGUUGGUUUUUUCUUUCAUUGUCAGUUUUGUGCUCGUUUAUAAAAUUAUAACGUUAUACGAGUGGCAUAGUGACAUAUAAAAAGCGGAUAUUACUAUGAUCAUCCAAUGAAAUUUCAAAAAAUUACGAUAGAGUUUAAGGGCUUGACGAUCGGAAGUUGAUGGAUCCGGAUUGUUGUAAAGUUGGAGAUGUAUAUCGCGAUUACAAUGGUGAUCAAAUUAGAGAGAUUUUUUAAAACAAAUUAAGAAUCAACAAGAAGACUAUCUUACGUGUAAUUUUUCAUCUUCGAAAUUAUCAUUCGAUUGCGCAAGUACUAAGAAGCGAAUAACAUUUAUUUAAGAGCAUAUUGUACGCAAUGUCUCUUUGCGUUAGAUUCAAUAUUUUCAAUAUUGAGAGUAAAGAUGUAAAGCUACAUUGCACAGCUAAGCAAUCUCAUGUAUAAGUAUUAAUGAUAUUAGAAUGCUAAUUAAUUCUUGUAGAAUGAUCGAUAGAUCAACAUGUAUUAUACCACAUAACACAUAUUGAGAUUAUUUGAACGAAGCUAUAGCGCCACCGCAUAACAAGUGCAUAUAUACCAAUGUUGCCCGUAAGGACUACUAUCCAAAGAACCUUGUUGAAUACGUGUAGUCCUUGGUAAUCAUGGAGUACAUAAGGUUACGUUGAAGGACUGCUGCUUGGGAACCUUGCUGUACAUUGGCAGUUUAUGACAUUAACACAGUAUAUACGCAUGCGUAUAGUUGAUCAUUAUAUCUAUUGACUUUAUCGAGUAAAGAUCUUUGUUGAAUUCAACUAACGUAAUAACAGGACUAUCGAAGUUGUUAAUUAAAAAAGUGAAUAUCGAUGAAUUUUUUUUUCGAUUGCGUUAUUCUAACUGAUAUUCUCUGGAAUGAUAUUAACACGCGUGUAAAGUGAUUGUAUUCGAAGAUUCACGAAAAUCUUUUACUUCCGCGUAAAACGAGUGUCGGAUGAUAUACAGGUUCGAUUGAGAUAUUAUUUAAAGAUAAAAUAUAAUAUAUAUAAAUUUUGCUUUUUGAGGUGCCUUGAAACUUCCAAGUGUCCUAUGUUAUAACUUUUGACCAUUUUUUAUGCACCCAGUAGGGAGUGAAGGAUACGUAAUAAAUUUCGAUAUUUACCCUCGUGCACAAAGGGUGAUUGCUUCAAUUUUCAUGUGAAUAAAGUUUUACGGCUUUACGCGAUUAUCCUCGAGUCAGUUCAUUAAUAAAAAUGUGAGUUUUGAUAAAUUUGGAAAUUUAUAUGUCUGCUUCCAGUAGACGACAACCGUCCGAAAUUGAUACAACAAGAAUUCGUGAAAUAGAAAAAUGCAAAAGGGUCUUUUGUAUUCGCGUAACUAAUUAAUUGAAUGUAUUAUACUUUUCGUAUCGGUAUUAAUUCACAACUAAUCAACGUAAAUUUGCGUAUAAACGUGACACUUGUAAACAUAUUCACGUGCAAUCUUUUUCAUUUACGCAUUAUAUAUAUGCAUAUAUACACAUGAAAAAUACAUUUUCUCCUUGAGUUAGUGAUAAACAAUAUAAUAUUACUAUAUACAAUUAAAACGUUCAAGUUGUAUACCUUAGACACUUGAGGUGCUCUAGUAAAUCGUGAUCGAAUCAGAUUCCAUAAAAAUAAAGUAAGAUAAGCCUUGUGCAUUGAACGUUAUAUGCUUCAAAUCGAACAGUAUUAUUAAAAAUCUGGCGAAUAAUCGAUCAAUUGUAUAUUCAAGAAAAUUAAACAUUACAGUCGCAUUGAUACUUAUCCAUGUUUACUAAAAAUUCAAACGCGAGUGACAAGGUGUUAGUAACGAACUACAAACUGUCAACUUGUUCUCUGAAUUCAGACUAUUGCGAAUUCUGCAUCAACAAAAAGCUGCGAAUCUCUUAUCGCGGUUAUCUUGUCUAAAUAUCCACGUUAUAUUCGUUUAAGACAAUUUUUAAUAUGGUGAAAAAACAAUAUUUGCAAAAUUUAAAACGGAACAAUAAUAUCUCUUAAGUUCAUCCGACGUUGUUAUCGCGAUAUACGGAUUCAAGAGAGAAAAACAGAUAUUACAGAAGACCUAUGGCAACGGAGCCAGAAUGCGUGAACAAUAAUGAGCGAACACGCAAGUGCGGUUAAUGUUAAGAAAAAUCUCAGGGGUGCUUCUUGGGGCACUAGGUAAGAUAGGAAAUAGAAACAAACGGUUCGCGCGAGUAAAUAGAUGGUUCGAAGGGCCAAAAAAAAUACAGAAACUGGACGAAUCGAUGACAGUGACUUCGACUGGUUAGAGCGACUAGCUUUAGGAUGCACUUUCAAAGCUGUAAUGAAAGCAACGCGACUCUUCGGGCUCGCUCGCAUAAGCAUUGACACAUAAAGAACGAAACAAAAAAUGGACAGAAAGCUGUGUCGCGCGAUCCUUUGAAACUUCGUUCUUCCUCGGAGACAUUCGGGCACUCUCGAUCAACGACCAUCAGUCACGAUCGAGAGCAUUGCGGGACCCGUACCUUUCUGCACUAUCGUGUCGAGUCUUCCUAUUGCAUUGACUACCGUGGGAAGGGUUUUUACAUCUUAUCGCCUUGUUGAAAAAUCUUAACUUGUCUGUUAAACCUAAAAAUUCCACAAACAUAAAUAAGAAGAAAGCUAAGCUAAAGAUAGGGUCAGAAAAUGUUAUGUAUACUAUGCGUAUGAAUCUAACAAAAAAGGGGGAUACAGUGCUCCCGUGUAUUGGUUGUAUGCGAAGUUAUGCAGAUACACAGAGGAACAUAAUGAUCUGGGAUCUUCAAUCGAAUAGGCCAAUCGUAUCCGAUAAAUAUUUUUUAUAUUAUUUUAAUUGAAAAGUGCACCUUCGAGCACAAGCACUUUUAGUAUGGGCUGGUCUUCCUCGUGGUAUAAGAUUUUAUUUGCCUUACGCGAUAUCGACAUUAGUCUAUGAUAGGAAGAUAGGACAAACAGAAAAGAAACUGAUAAUCGCAGAAGAGGAAAGCGGCUCGCUUCGGGCUUAUCUUUAGAGUAAAAGAAAAAAUGAUAAACGAAAUCAAAAGGAUCGCGCGAUAUUGCGCAAUGACGAGAUACCACAAUGUUGCUAGACGUUUUGUUGCUUAAUCGUACUUGUUGACACGUAACGGUUAAUGUUAUGUUUUUAACAUUCGUGUGAUGGUGUAAGCCACUGUUGUUACUUCCCCUUUUCUUGUUUAUGACGUAAUAUUAAGUCCCAAUUCCUUGUCUGAAAUCCCCGGUUAAACAUAUAGUAUAAUAGUUUAGCAAUAUCGAAUACAGUAGCGUUCCGAAUAUCGUGUAAAUUAUUCACUAAUGCUUUUUCUACUCGUCGCGGCGCUGUCGUCGUUAAUCGCGCGAACAUGUGAGACAACAUUGACACUGUGUUCUUCUUCUUCGCGCCUUCAUCGAAGACAAGCGGUUGAUGAUUCCCUGAAUCGCACGUACUACCUUAUAUAUAACGUUACCAUUAGUUCCAUAUUCACCUUACGUAAAUAAGGCAUUAGCUGAAACGAUAAUCUGACAUUACGGGAUAAUGUACGGUGGUAAAUGUUUUUCAUUUUAAUCCGAAUUACGCGACACGAUUUCAAUGAGCUUUGCUACCAAGUUCUAUUUAGCAUUGCAGCUGUUAAAGAGAAAAUAUUCAAAAACUCUAAAGGUAUGUCAAACACUCACACGAGUAUUUCGUACUCGUGCUCGAUACUUUUCUUUACAAUAUUUAUCCGCUUAGAAUGUUUCAUUCGACAAACCUACGAUGGUGUUACGAUCGCAGGCGAGUCACACGGUAUUACUUACGCAUUCGAUGCAUAAUAGAGUAAGAAAUAAAUGUGAACUGUUGUAAUAUUCUCAGCUCUAUUCGUGCUUUGGGGCAUCGUCUUACGUACGCCGCGAUUCGAUUACUGCCGAGCUUUACCAAUCGACUCGUAUUUCGUCCAUAAGUACGAAUAUAUUAUUUGACCGUGAUAGAAAAUUAUUCCAAUCGCAAUCCCUUUUUUUUACUCCUAAGGCAUGUUCUUUUUUUUGCAUCGAUUUUACAUUCAAUCAACAUGGAACGUCGGUACGUCUAGCUCAAAAAAAAGUGAUUUAAAUAAGGUGACAAAUUUAAUGUAGAUCAUUUGCGAAUUUCGAUAACGUAAUUUCGAUCGUUCAAAAAAAAAUAUUAUCAACCGCUAUACUCGUUAGUUGUAAAUCGUCAAAAUGACUCCUGAAACAAGAUCGAAUGAUUGAAUGAAGCCAAAAGAUUUUUAACGAAGAUGUAGAAAAAUAGUUGAAAAAAAAAGACAUGGAUGUCCCACUACGAGUCUUAUAACAACAGCAGUUCGAAUUCAAUGGUAGGUCCUUUAUAAAUGAAAUAUUGAACGUGUAACUCGACCCCGUACGUAAUCGAUUGCUCCAUCAUAAAUACUCUCUGUAUGUGUCUCUAAAUAAAUACUCUAACUAAAUAAAUGCUAAAUAAAAAAUAAAAAACAUAGUAACAGUAGGCGUGUAGACGCGUGAAUCGCGUCGAGUACCGUACGUUACCUCCUUGAUUUCAAUGCGUGCUAGCCACAUAUAUGAUACCCAACAUAAAUGAUAAAGAUAAAUUAUGCGAUACUAUGCGUACUAUUAUCACGAUAUGUGUCGAUGUUAUUACCUAUUUACCUACAUCUAGUCAGCCUAUCGCGCCGAUGGAAAGAAAAAAAAAAUGAAAAAGAACAAAACUUAAAUAACUAAUGGGAGUUUAUGGUCUAAGUAAAAUCUAGACGUAAGGUAAUUACGUAGUCAUUAGUUGCGGUGCAUAAUAGCUGAUCAUACAAUUUGCCGAGAUAGAUCCAAUUUCGUCCGUGGCAAGGGGACGGGAUAACUGAUGAAAAAUAUAAAAAUCUUUGAGGUUAAGUUUAAUCUUAAGUCAAAACUCUACCCAAUAAGCUACCUAGAGAUAGAUACUUGAGUUACUCUGUCGUAUUUUUUAUUUUAGCGUUUCGGGCGGAUGACAUAAUUAUUAAGUGUGAUUACAUCGAUGUGGAUUUAAUAAGAGCCGUGUAUACGUUAAUGAUGUUCUUAACGAAAGUAAAGAAAUCGUGAAUGAGCGAAAACAAAAGAAAAAAAAAAAUUACCAACAAAGAUAUCAGAAAAUUUCGAGAUACAUUUUUGUCACAUUUUUCGAAAAAAAAAAAAAAAAAAAAAAAAAAGUACGAAGAUAAUCGCAACGAGUGCGAAAAUACCAACGUCACGUCCUGACGUACGUAUGUUCGCGCUAUUUGCCUCUACGUAACGAUUACAAGUCGUCGUAAUUUAAUUGUAUGACAAUAUAGCAUUAAAAUUUGUGAGACGGAGACCAGAAGCCAGAGUGAAGAAAAAAAAAGGAAGUAAAAAUCGUUAAGAAAGAAAAUGAUAACGCGUGAAUUCGUUUUUCCCCGGUAAAUCACGCGAACAGAAUUAUCGUUCCAGGCGUCGGAGGAUCGCCGAUACUUUAUAAACGUAACCAAUCGCGAGACGUGACUCGUUACGAGAACAAACCGAACAGCAUGCGUAACUCCAGCGUAACGAGUUGCGUCUUGCCGAUGGAUACCAUUAGGGGAACGCUAUUCAAACCAGAUCAGUUUUCCCUUAUAGCUGAUGAAUAAGAGUAAAGGGAGUUCGGUUCCACCUCAGAACCGAUCCCUUACGGCGAGCCUAAUAAAUACUCAUUCUUAGCUUAAGCGUUGAGCAGCUAGACAUGCUAACCGGAUGACUUUAAAACUAUGGAAUAAAUAAAUUAGACGUGUUUAAGAAUACUUUAAGUAUAUCGUAGUAGCGAUUGAGAUAACAACGAAUCUACGGCGCGGGUACUGCGCGUAGCUGAGAAUUGGAUUAGAGGAAAAAAAAUAUAUAAGAAAUUAGGUAAAAGCUCGGAAUGAGAUACAUGUGUGUUAUGUGUAUUCAUAUGCAGCGCCCGUGUCGUGGUCGUGCUUAGUACUAGUUUGCACAAAGAAUGCGAUUAUUUAUCUCAUAAGUGUAUACCACACCAAAGCAAACAACCAACCAAUGAAGAUUAAAUCAUACAUAAAAUGCGAGUUCUAUCUGUCAUCGUUAUUAUUAAGAAUUAUCCGAGUUUGGAAAAACUCUAAAAUUAGGAUGUAAGCGUGUAAAAGACAAGUAGUGGAACGUGAGUGGGCGUAGUACAAUGAUAGAUCCGUUAUACUGUUGUUCGUUGUGCGCAUGCGCGCGCGUCAACGUCAUGUAUCCUUGGGACGUGCGCGCGCACGUCGGAAUAUCAGUACGGAGAAAAAACAAGGGGUUUCUUGGGUAAUCAGGACGUAACGUUCGAUCGUACCUAGAGGCAGAGUUCAAAUUGGCCAGGGCUUGCAACCCUAAACAUUUCUAGUUAACCAGCACCGGAAUCCAUUGUCUCGUGAUUCUUACUUUCUAAGGCGAAGCGAAAAUGACGCCGAGAGCCGGAAGUAACGGUGGGAAAAAUGUUUGGCCAAAUUCGAGCGCUUGGAACUCUGCGACUAUUUGUCCGAGAAGACAAGGGAUGAGUAAGGACAAUGGGGAUAGAUCGGAAGGGUUAACCACACGGUAGGUAGCAGCCAUCUUUCUGAAGUAAAUCACAGGUGCCCGAGUCGUCGCGAUGACUGCGCAAAGAAUGCGAGAUGUCAUUUGAAUAUUCUUCAAACGGAUGAUUCAUAUCAGAUUCUCCAUUCUGGUCUUCCGACAUUGAAGUAUCUCAUGAUGCGCUCCGGCCCUUAUUUUUUCUUUGGCUUGACAAGCUUACCUUUCCUUGAGGUGUACAUUCCUUUUUAACCUGACGAGUCCUUUGCUCGUCUUACUAUAAAUAUAUGAAAUGUUUGUCCAGCUAUUCGAUCGACGAACGUUCCUUCAAUCCCAUGACUAUUCGGUAUCGGUGUGACGAUGAAGGAAAGUCAUUUGCUAAUCAGUUGUUACUCAUUACGAUCGCCAUAAUGGAUUACAAAACAUUUUCAAUGUUUCCUAGUCAUUGUGGUAGUUAUAAGCUCUACUAAUAAUAUAGAUGUGUUAAGUUAAUUGAAUACGAUUACGGAUACUAUGAUUAGGGUGUUGUAACCGCAAGGUAUUAUAUGAUAUUUAACGAUAAACACUACGAUAAUGUUACGAUAAUAUGGUAAUCUCUAUGCAUAAUGUUUUCUGAUCUAUCUGUAGGCAAGGAAGCACGUACGUCAGUGUCGUGUGGAAAAUUUAAACGAAAAAAAACAUUGAAACAACGUAAAGACGUUACCUGUCAGUAACUACUGUAACAAUGAUGAAAAAAACCCUUCUACCCGCGUUAGAAAUGGGGCACGGUGUACUUGAAGUGCCCUUUAGAUAAUCUGUUAAAAUAUGGUUAACUUAUUAUUAUAUAAAAUAAUCUGUAAUAAUAAAUAUUCGAGUAAGCGUAA
Messenger RNA from Cephus cinctus (wheat stem sawfly), 11987 nucleotides. RefSeq names its product synapsin (gene Syn). Gene Ontology annotation, cellular component: synaptic vesicle; synaptic vesicle membrane. The record is from RefSeq and is a predicted model, not a curated record. Gene Ontology annotation, biological process: neurotransmitter secretion. The coding region runs from base 808 to 2469 and encodes 553 amino acids. Lineage: Eukaryota; Metazoa; Arthropoda; Insecta; Hymenoptera; Cephidae. Gene Ontology annotation, molecular function: ATP binding; metal ion binding. The transcript is spliced from 10 exons.